GUUUGUUGCGCGCAUGACGGCUCAGCUGCGGCAUCGGCGCGGUCGCAGAACCGCGGUCUCGUAAACUCAAAUUGAAUCUUAUAUAAUCUAUAUUGGACAAAAGUUUCAGACUUCGAAUUUUUCAAAAUUCAAUUAAUUAUUUAUUAAUAUUUGUUAAGUUAAUACUAGUUUGAUUUUUUAGUGAUACUUGUGAUAAUUAAUAACUUAAAAUGUUGACGGGAUGGAAAUUGCUUUUAUCAAAAUUAUUUAUAAUACCUCAGCGAUGGGUGAUGGCGAUCAUGGGUUUCCUGGCGGUGGCGAAUGCGUACACAAUGCGCGUCUGCCUCAACAUCGCCAUCACGCAGAUGGUGCGCCGGCGCGCCCACUCGCUCGCGCAUGACCAUGGCUCCUGCCCGGGAGACUUACAAGAAGCUGCCGGUGAAGCCACCGAAAUAAGCGGAUACGACUGGGAUGAGGAAACCCAGGGCAUAAUUCUCAGUGCGUUCUACUAUGGGUACAUAGUCACACAUUUACCUGGCGGCAUGUUGGCGGAGAGAUUCGGAGGGAAGUAUUCGCUCGGGUUCGGCGUUCUCAGCACAGCCGUGUUUACUUUGUUUACCCCCUGGACAGUCGCCACUGGUGGCGCCACUGGGCUCAUCAUACUACGAGUGUUGGAAGGAUUAGGAGAAGGAACAACAUUCCCAGCUCUGAACGCGAUGUUGGCACGUUGGGCGCCAGUGUCAGAGCGGGGUCGCAUGGGCUCCCUAGUGUUUGGCGGGGCACAAAUAGGCAACAUCGCCGGUACUUACCUCUCCGGUCUCGUCAUCAAGGAAACCGGUGAAUGGCAAUCCGUCUUCUAUCUGUUCGGCGCUGUUGGCAUCUUAUGGUUUAUACUUUGGGCUAUACUGUGUUACAAUGAUCCGGAAUCGCACCCCUAUAUUUCUGACAAAGAAAAGAAAUACUUAGAAGAAGCACUAGGCAGACAUCAGAACAGCCAGCCAUCUGCAAUACCUUGGAAAGCGAUAUUCAUGUCAGUGCCGCUUUGGGCUCUAGUUUGCGCACAGAUUGGCCACGAUUACGGCUACUUUACAAUGGUGACUGACCUGCCUAAAUAUAUGACGGGAGUGCUCAAGUUCGAUAUCCACCGCACAGGCACGCUAGCCGCGCUGCCGUACGCCGUCAUGUGGCUCAGCUCCAUAGUUUUCGGUUGGCUCUGUGAUAACAUGGUCAAGAGGAACUGGCUCACCGUUACUAACGCGAGAAAGACAUUCACUACAAUAGCUUCUGUGGGUCCUGGUAUCUGCAUGAUCCUGGCAUCGUACUCCGGCUGUAACACUGACACUGUGGUCAUCUUGUUCACGGCUUCAAUGGGUCUGAUGGGCGCCUUCUACCCUGGGAUGAAGGUGAACGCGCUCGACCUGAGCAGCAACUACGCGGGGACAAUCAUGGCAAUAGUUAACGGUAUCGGCGCUAUCACUGGUAUCAUCGCACCAUAUCUCGUCGGAUUACUGACCCCUGAUAGUACCCUUGUGCAAUGGCGAUUAGUAUUUUGGAUAACGUUGGCCGUAUUCAUAUUGACGAACUUGGUGUUCGUGGCAUGGGCGUCCGGCGACGAGCAGUGGUGGAACAGGCCAGCACAAGACAACAAGAAACAACAGGAAAUUGAAAUCCCAACAAAUAAUUCCGUCAACACCGAUAUUAGACUGUAAAUAGAGGUAUAGGUAAAUUAUAGGAUCCUUUAUUUACAUUGCAGAUGCACUUAUUUUAUUUAAUCGAUUAUUUUCGAUCAAUCGAUUCAAUGCGAUUCCAAGAUCGAUAAAUUGUUUAAAUAUUGACACAACUGUUCAUGAAUUAAUUUUUACGAAACUCGGUUUAAAACGGGUAUCGAUUUUUGUCAUUUUUUUUUACACCAUAAGGUGGCAAAAAAGUUAGCGGCCACCUGAAUUUAUUUCAGAUGCGUUGCCUAAUUCUAACCGACGGAGGAGAGGAGGCAAUUAAAGAGAAUAUUCCAUAUCCACUCCCCUUCUCAUCCUUUCUUUAUAUAAAAGAGUGGGAAGGGAAAGAGGAUUAAUUCAAAUUGUU
Molecule: messenger RNA, 2061 nt
Organism: Papilio machaon (common yellow swallowtail)
Lineage: Eukaryota; Metazoa; Arthropoda; Insecta; Lepidoptera; Papilionidae
Product: putative inorganic phosphate cotransporter
Exons: 8
Coding region: 210-1688 (492 amino acids)
Biological process (GO): transmembrane transport; monoatomic anion transport
Molecular function (GO): transmembrane transporter activity
Source: RefSeq, a predicted model, not a curated record